This is a messenger RNA of Prunus armeniaca (apricot), 921 nucleotides long. NCBI's taxonomy places the organism in Eukaryota, Viridiplantae, Streptophyta, Magnoliopsida, Rosales, Rosaceae. The record is from the annotation of a GenBank genome assembly.
AUGGCACCAGCAUCGGACUCUUUCAACCAGACCUCCAACAGAGUCUGUGUAAUGGAUGCAUCAGGCCACGUAGGCACCACCCUCACAGAGCGCCUUCUGCAAAGGGGUUACACAGUCCAUGCUGCCCUUCAGAGCCAUGGUGAAUCGCGGUUGGGUGAGCUUUCGUGUGACAAAAAGAAGCUCAAAGUAUUCAAUUUAGACCCAUUUGACUACCAGAGCAUACUUGAUGCUCUCAAAGGCUGCUCUGGCUUGUUCUAUGCAUUUGAGCCUCCACAAGACCAACCCAACUAUGAUGAAUACAUGGCAGAAGUAGAGGUGAGAGCAGCACACAAUGUGCUAGAAGCAUGUGCAAGAACAGAAACCAUAGACAAGGUUGUGUUCACAUCUUCAGCCACGGCUGUGGUUUGGAGAAACGACCGUAAAUCAAUGACUCUGGAGUUGGAUGAACGACACUGGACUGAUGUCAAUUUCUGUCGCAAUUUCAAGUUGUGGCAUGCCCUAUCAAAAACCCUAGCAGAGAAGACUGCAUGGGCCUUAGUAAUGGACAGGAGCUUGAAUAUGGUGUCUGUGAAUGCAGGGUUGUUGAUGGGUCCUGAUCUGUCCAUCACUAACCCCUAUAUGAAAGGAGCGGCUGAGAUGUAUGAAGAUGGCGUGUUGGUGACCGUCGAUGUAGAUUUCUUGGUGGAUGCUCACAUUUGCGUCUUCGAAGAUGUCUCAUCCUACGGUCGGUAUUUGUGCUUCAACAACAUCAUCAAUCGGUCUGAAGAUGCUGUAGAGCUGGCUAGAAAGUUGACCCCUUCUGCCCCCUCAUAUCCCAAAAGCCAAGAUCAGGAUGAUAUGAUGAUCAUUCAACAGCGGAUUAGCAACAAGAAAUUGAAUAAACUAAUGGUGGAUUUCAAGAGUAAAUCCCAAGAAUGUUGA